UUAUAUAAGAUUGUGGCUAAAAUUCUUUCAAAUCGACUUAAGGAAGUUUUGCCAACUAUUAUUAGUCCCUCACAAUCAGCAUUCAUUAAAGGCAGAAGCAUUAUGGAUAAUAUCCUGCUAGCUCAAGAGCUUGUUAGUGGAUAUCAUAGACAGGGGCUUUCAUCUAGAUGUGCUAUCAAAAUUGACAUAAUGAAAGCUUUCGACUCUGUGAAUUGGAACUAUCUGUUCCUUAUGAUGAAUGAUAUGGGUUUCCCUGAGCAAUUCUGGAAAUGGAUUAAAUGUUGCAUUCAAAUUGCACAUUAUAACAUAAAUGUCAAUGGUAGUCUUUGUGGCUACUUUCGAGCUAAGAAGGGGGUUAGACAGGGUGACCCCCUUUCCCCGUACUUGUUUACAAUAGUUAUGGAAGGACUCUCUACUUUGUUGAUGAGGGCUGGUUAGGAAGGGAGAAUCCCUUUUCAUCCACAGUGCAAAAUGGUGGCAUUGAAUCACAUGUGCUUUGCUGAUGACAUCAUUGUCUUUACAAAGGGGUCAACCCAAGCCAUUCUUCAGGUUAAACAGGUGCUGCAGCAGUUUUAUGGUAUUUCUGAUCUUCAAUUCAAUCCAUCCAAGUGCGAAGUCUACUUUGGAGGGGACUCUAUUAAGUACAAAUCAAAUGCUCUUACGCUUUCUGGAUUCCAAGAAGGUAAGCUUCCUGUUCGUUACUGGUUGACAGAAUCACCAAAAGAAUAAAUACUUGGCGAGCUAAAAAGCUCUCUUAUGCGGGUCAAUUGCAAUUAUUAAACUCUAUCUUGAUGGGGAUAGUGCAUUUUGGAUGCAACCUUUUGUUCUCCCCAAAAAGGUACCGAAACAGGUGCAAAAGGUCUGCUCCCAGUUUCUGUGGCAUGACAUUGAUGAGGGGAGGACAAAGAUUGCUUGGGAGAAGCUAGCGUUUCCGAAGAAAGAAGGAGGACUGGGGGUUAAAGAUCUUCAGGCUUGGAACUUAGCUAGCACUGCUAGAAUGUUAUGGUUGUUUCUUAUUAAAUCUGGGACUCUCUGGGUAGCAUGGAUGUAUGAGUAUAAAUGCAAACAGGGUGAUUUAUGGUCGAUGAAAUCUCAGUACAGCAGUUCCUGGACCUGGAGGGAGAUUACUCAAAACAAGAGAUAAGCUAAGGCCAUGGAUACAACAGAGGGAUGGUGAAAUCUAUUGGGGAGCAAAGCUAAUGCCUGUAUAAUCUGUUCAACAUGUUUGAGAGUCUUUGCGUGCAAAGCAAUCAGAGGUGCCUUGGUUUAAUCUCGUAUGGAGUAAGUUCUGUCCCCCUCGUUAUAGUUUUAUUGCAUGGCUUAUCGUGAGGAAUGUUAUUGUGACGAAGGAUAAGCUAAUGAGAUGGCGGAAGUUGAUGAUUGCUUCUUGUCCAUUGUGUACAUUUCCAAUGGAUUCAAGAGAACAUCUUUUCGUGCACUAUUCCUUUUCUCGCAGCCUUGUCUCGAGUUUAAAUUGCAGGUUGUUUGAUGCUAGGGAUUGGGAUACAAUGCUAGCUACAGCAAGCUCUAUGGUUCGGCCCUCAGGGAACGCGAGUUGGCAUGGGGUUGUGUGGUGUAUGGUGCUGACUUAUAUAUGGAGAGAGCGCUGCAAAGUUGUUCAUGGUGGCACAAGACCGGAUCCUGAAAAAGUUGCUGCCUAGCUGCAAGCAGAUUUACAAUACUUAGUUGCUGGAAAUGCUAUGCUGCAAGGAGACUUAGCACAUUUGGGGUAUCUUUAAACAGACUGUGGUGUGUUGAUUUUCUGUUUUGAAAGUUUUGGUUGGUAGCUGCUAUAGAUAAUUUCAAAGUAGAGUAUAGUCGUAAUAUGUUCUGACAUAGAGUCUCAGGGCUUUGUCUUCGCUCUAUUGGUUUCCUUUUUCGCAUUAAUAAGAGAGAAACUGAUUCAACGAAGAAAAAAAAUAUAUGUAAUUUUCCAAAUUUUAUAGUAACUAGUAAGUGACCAGAAAAUUCAAAAUUAAAAUAAAAAAUCUAAAAAACUAAAAUACCAACAAAUUACAAAUGAGCAACCAAACAACAAAUUUGAAUUACAUGUAUUUCAAAUGCUAGUAUUUCAUAUGCACACAUUUUAAAUACAUGUAUUUCAAAUACAUUACAUUUGAAAUACACAUAUCCAAACGCACCCAUAGUGAAUUGUGAAAGAUGGUAGGGUGUGUUUGGAUAAAAUGAUUUGAAUUUGGUAUUUGUGGUUUGGAUUUAUAAAUGUCAAAUCAUUUGUUUUGAUAUUAAUCAUAUUUUGGUAUUUGGAUUUGUGGCAAAUUCAUGGAGUUAUUUCCAAAUAUAUGCCUAGUGUAUUACUUGUUAACUUCAAAUACAUUUCAAUAACUUGUGAUUUGAAAUACCUUCUGACAAAAGAUUCGAUCUUUUUGUCAAAUUUUAAAGGUUUAGGUAUUAUAUUGUGAGACAAAAGCAUAUAAAGGUACUAAAACCUAAUUUUAUCAUCAAAUUUUUUGGACCUUUUCGUAAAAUUUUAAAACUUAAUGUACUACAUUGUAAGAAAAAUAAAUUUGGGUACCAAACUAUAAUUUACCAAAAUUGUAAUAAAUAAUAAGAAAAUUCAAAAUUCAAAUAAAAAAUUCAUAAAAUUUGAAAUACAAACAAACUACAAAUGGAUAUCCAAACAACGAAUUUGAAUACACUUAUUCAAACUCACGCAUUUAUAAUUUGGAUUUAUUUGGUUGAGAUUUGAUGAGCAAAAUGAAUUGAAGCAGGAAAGUCGGGCUCGGAAUGGUUGGUGUGUGGGGAAUUAAGUUAUAUGGGCCCAGCCCGAGUGCAUUAAAAGCCUGUUGUUCUGUCCAGUACAGGAUGGCCUGGCCCUAUCAUUAUCAUUACUAUGAAAAUUAUUAAUGACUCAUUCACGGGCAGUUCCCGUGCCAACAUAAAUCUCCGAGUGGUCCAUUUAGCUCUCCGUAGCCGUUGCUGUUUAACGAAGAAUAUCAGUCGGUAUUGGGCCUCAGGCCUGUGAUUAGGUGAUUGGAUUAGUGUGCAAUUGCAGACGCCAGACUCAGUCCUCGGCCCGGCUUUUAGAAGUGUUUUUCGGUUUCAAAAGCUGAAGCAGCGCCAAACACCUCUAAAAGCUCGGCUCCGAAAAGCGCUUUUGUAUAACAUAAAACUAGAAGCUCCAAAUUAGAGCUCUGCGAAAAGCUGUUUUGAAAAUACAAGAUUAUCCUUACCAUAUUUUAAUUUUAUUUCAGAAAAUAUAAUUUUCCUUCAUUUAUAUCAUUUUAAAAAUAAAAUAAAUUAUAAAAUCAUAUGAUUUAAUAUAAAAGAAAUCUAACAAGAUUCAUUUUGACUAAUUUUUAUUGUUUAAAAUUUUUAUUUUUAUUUUAUAUUAUAAGUCAUUUAUAAUCAUUUUACACAACCACUCAUAUUAAAAAGUACUUCUAAUAGUUUUACAGUCAAACACUGAACUGUUUUUUUUUUUAAAGUACUUAUCUAAAAACUUCAGCUAGAAACUGCUUCUACAAAAGCUAGGCGAAACUAAGUUACAGUAUAGUUGGCGAAAAAAGUUUUUCUACAAAAUGAAAAAAAGAGGGGGAAAUCAAAACGUCCUCCCCUUUGCCCUCUCGAACAAAUGAUUCGUCAACUCUUAUGAUUACCAGUUCACUUGAAAAGGAAGAAUCUCAAGAAAGCCAGCCAAUUUGCCAUUAUGGAGGAUGGACAAAGUUGCUCAGAUCGUUAUAUAGGGUUAAUUCUUUCUUCAUCAUGGCGCAUGCUCACCACCACUUGCAUUUGCAGCAGGUAAAAGGAAAGCUCGCUUUCCCCCACCAUUAAUGAGCCUCCAAAAUGGGUGAAACAGAAUAGUAGCGUGCCGGGGACGGCAGCUGAUGAGCAGGCGACGAGGCUCCUCGCCGGCACAAUUUUGACUAAUUUGCGCUACUGCACAGCUGUGUAUUUUUCAAUUGCCGGCCCCACUUGGUUCAAAGGCUUUAAUGAUAUUAAUUUAGGGGGUUCCUUUGUCUCCCUCUUUCUGUAAUCUGCAGUGUGAAAAAUUCUCCGGUGGCAGAUGAUUUGAAUAGAAAAUCAAUUUCCCUGUUGCUCAGCUGAGCUCCUACUAUCACUGCCCUUCCUGGCUUCUUCCCUUCCCUAUCUCACUCCGAGAGCAUUAGAUUUCAUAAUUUAAUAAUGGGGAGAUCUUUCGGCUUGUUAAACAAUUCGAUUGUUUGAAAAAGAAAUUGGGCGGAUUUGGGAACUGGGUAGUCUGCUUGGGGAGGGAAGUGAGCGAGGGGAGAUGAAAAAGGAGGCAGCAUCAGCAUCUGAGUAGAAUAGAACUGGGAGGGGAAUAAGAAGAGAGACACAGAAGAAAACAAACUUUGGGAGAAAGAAAGAUAGAAAUCAGAAAGACUUUUGUUCUCCUCCCAAGCUUUGGAUUCUCGGUCGUGGAGGAGAUGUACUGUGGUGGUGGGAUUGAUGUGCUGUGGGUUCAUUCGAUGCUUUUCGGAUAUGAAAGGUACUUUCUUUCUUUCUUUCUUUGGACGAGCUCUUGAUUUGAUUCUCCUAAUUCGCGUUUUCCUUUUUUUUUUGGUAGAAUUCGCGUUUUCCUUGAUGUAUAGUAUUUUAUAUUUAUUGUUUAGGGUUUUGGUCUCCUAACUAUUGCAGUUUCUUUCCAAAGUUGUGGUAUUUUCUUGCCGGAUUCUCCUGCAUUCUCCGCUUUCAUCUGGGUUUGGUUUCAAUUCUUCCAAAACAUAUAUCUUUAUCUGUUUAGGGUUCCUGGGUUCUCAACCUCGCAUCCUCGUUCUUCUUCUGUGUUUGUGUGUCUGCUGAUCAUGUGUUUAUUUGGAGAAUUCUGGGGCACCGAGCCAAAACCAAACCUUAGCGAGGCAAUUUGAAUGCUUGGAGAUGUAAUUAUCGGUUAUAGUAAUGGUUUCAGUAUGUUUGGUCUCGAGAAAUUGGAACUGCAAGAACUGACAAUUGGGGGGUUUAUGGUGUUCUGUUGUUUAGUCUGAUUCCGUUUCCAGAUUAGAUUUUUCCUUUUAAGGUCCUUGGUUCUCUUAGAACGAACCACCUGCAGACCUGCAUGGUUUUCAGUUCCUGACAGUACUCUAAUUGUUGUUCUAUUUUUUCUUCUUCUAUAUGGUUCCUGUUUCUGCUGUCAAUUGAAGAGUUCCCAGUUUUAUGAGAGAUAAUGACACUUAAGGCUCGGAUUCAGAACUGGAGGCUUCGGUUUAGCGUGAGGUUCGGGAAAAUGAUGAAGUGUAUGCGCUCUGGGGAGCAGUUAAGAGUUGACGAUAUGGCUGCUUCCUCGUCGGAGUCUUUGGCAACUAAGGACUAUUCAGCAAGUGGCUAUUCUUCUCGGGCCGCUGAGCCCGACUCCAAGCUUGAUAAUAGCAACAUUGAAGAAGCAGAGUUGUCCCUUCGCGAGAGUGGGUUUUUGAAUUACGAGGAAGCAAGAGCAUUGUUAGGGAGGCUGGAGUAUCAAAAGGGAAAUAUUGAAAGCGCACUUCAUGUCUUUGAAGGAAUAGACAUAGCUGCAGUGACUUCUAGGAUGAAAGUUGCACUAUCUAAGAAAAUUGAUCAUCAGAAUAGGCGACGGUCCCAAAGUGAUCCUGCUCCACCAAUGUCCAUGCAUGCCAUCAGCUUACUUCUCGAGGCUGUUCUUCUCAAGGCAAAAUCAUUGCAGGGUCUUGGGAGGUUUUCAGAGGCUUCUCAGUCCUGCAAAAUAAUUUUAGACACUGUUGAGUCUGCAUUGCCAGAUGGUGUAUCAGAACAGGUUUCUACUGAUUGCAAGUUGCAAGAGAUUUUGAACAAAGCAGUGGAGUUGCUUCCUGAGCAAUGUAAGCUUGCUGGGGCGCCCGAAGAAGCUAUUGUAGCAUACCGGCGUGCCCUCCUUUAUUACUGGAAUCUGGAUACAGAAACAACUGCUAGGAUACAGAAAGAGUUUGCCAUUUUCCUUCUGUAUAGUGGUACUGAUGCAAUUCCUCCAACUUUGCGUUUCCAAAUGGAUGGUUCUUUUGUGCCAAGAAACAACAUAGAAGAGGCAGUCCUUCUGUUACUUAUUCUUUUGAGAAAAUUUGCGCUCAGGAAGAUUGGAUGGGAUCCAACAGUCAUGGAUCAUCUAUCUUUUGCAUUGUCUGUGUCGGGGGAUCUAAGGGCACUUGCUUAUCAAGUGGAAGAGUUGCUUCCAGGGACUACAGAAAGGCAAGAGAGAUUUUGUACACUGGCUCUUUGCUAUCAUGGAGAAGGUGAUAAUGAAGUUGCACUAAAUCUUCUAAGGAAUUUCCUAAAGGAUAGAGAAAGUAAGAGCUGCAACAUGGAACUAUUGCUUGCUUCUAAGAUAUGUGCAGAGAAUUCUAUGCAAGUUGAUGAAGGGAUUAUUUAUGCAUGCAAAGCUCUUUGUGACCCUGGAAGAUGUGUCCAAAUAGCAAGCACUAGUAACUGCCUUUUGGGUCUUUUACUUUCAAAUAAGUCAAGAUUGGUUGCUUCUGAUUCUGAAAGGGUUGUAAAGCAGUCCGAGGCAAUUGAGAAGCUUGAACUUGCCGAGAGACUGAUGAAAGAGAAAGACCCAUAUGUUGUAUAUCAUCUGGCCCUAGAAAAUGCUGAGCAGAGGAAGUUAGCUGCUGCACUGACUUAUGCAAAGCAGGCUUUGAGACUGGAAGCUGGCUCUUCUGCAAAAACAUAUGUGCUUUUGGCUAGGGUACUGUCUGCUCAAAAACGGUUUGCUGAUUCUGAGACUGUGAUCAGUGCUGCUAUAGAUCAGACUGGGAGGUGGGAUCAUGGUGAACUGUUGAGAACAAAAGCGAAAAUCCAAGUGGCACAGGGCCACCUAAAGAGUGCAAUUGAGACAUACACUCGCCUUCUCGCUAUUCUCCAAGUUCGAACUAAAAACACUGGCUUGGAGAAGAAACUUCACAAGAGUAGCAGGACCAGUGAUAGGAAGCUGGAAAUGGAGACCUGGCAUGAUCUAGCUAACGUAUACACGAGCAUGUCUCAAUUGCGAGAUGCUGAGGUCUGCCUUUCUAAAUCCAUUGUUAUCAACCCGUAUUCUGCAUCAAGAUGGCACGCCACAGGUGCACUAUACGAAGCAAAGGGAAUGCACCAAGAAGCACUGAAAGCAUACAAGGCCGCGUUAGAUGCCGAGCCAUCCCAUGUCCCAAGCCUGAUAUCCACCGCUUGUGUCCUCAAAUUCCUCGGUGUCAACUCAUUGCCGGUCAUCAAAAGCUUCAUCACCGAUGCUCUUCGAUUCGACAAGCUGAACCAUUCCGCAUGGUACCAGCUUGGACUGAUCAAUCAGGCUGAUCCGAGUGCAUCAGCAGCCGAUGCUUUGGAAUGCUUUGAGGCUGCUGCUAUGCUGGAAGAAACUGCACCAGUAGAACCGUUCAGAUGACCCCGAUCGACUAGUGCACAGCUCUCGUCGGGGCUCUAUGAAGCACAGUUAAGUUGUAAAUUGUAACUUGAAGAUGCAUUUUUCCCCUUGUACAAUCUGUCUUGCAUUAGUAGAUGUGAUAUAUAGAGGUGCAGAUAUACUAAUUAUUUGCCAUUGUUGUCUAAGUUUUCACAGCUUGGAGUGAUUUAUGCAGUCCACCUUUUUUUCUUCCCUUUUUGAAAGAUUUCUUCAGAUAAGCAGAUGUAUGAUUGAUUGUAGAAAAGAAUGGAUGUAAAUGUUAUCAACUCCUUUUUAUCUUAUUUUAUAAGAAACAUAUAUCCUGUGUGAAGGUGGUUGGUUAUCUAUGGGGCGUGCCAGAAGAAUGACAGAACGAGCAAAUAGGAGGUUGGGAACAAAUGACCUCAUGAAGCAUGCGUGAAGCUGGUUGGUGGGAGGUCCAAGGAACAAUCUUUAUUGAGAAACUAGUUGUGUAAUAGAAAUUCAAGCUCGAUUGUAGUAGGUUUAUAGGGUAUAAUAUGCCCCUCUAUUAUGACGUUUUAUCAAAUAUGUCCCUAUACUAUUUUUUACAUCAAACAUGCCCCUGUACUUUGAAAAAAUUAUCAAACAUGCCUUUCUGUUAAACUUUCCAUUGAAAAAAUCGUCAAUCAUAGUUGAACCGAGAUAUAGACGACCCGACAUAUGCAAAUGAGAGCGAAAAUGUCAGUUUUGUCUCUCGUUUUAUUUCUCUGUGUCUCUUCAAAGUGAAAUUAUUUGAUUUUUUUGGCUAUACAAAAGAACCAAAAAAAUUCUAAAGUAAAAUUAUUAGGGAUAUUUUAGACAUUUGUGUCACCCAAACCAAAGUUCGGCCUUUGUUAACGGAUUUUGGAUGGAAAUUUUAACAGAAGAGCAUGUUUGACAAUUUUUUCAAAGUACAGAGGCAUGUUUGAUGUAAAAAAAAAUAAUCGAGAGACAUGUUUGAUAAAUCGUUAUAGUAGAGGAGCAUAUUUUACCUAUAACCCCUUGUAGUAUAAUCAAAUAAUAGAGCGUGCUAUUCGGAGGCUGAAAAUACAUGAAGAUCUAUAGGCAAAUAGAUUCAAAAUAGGGGUAGAAAAAAAAGAGUCGAGUCCAAAAUUAUUAUUUGCUAUAUACUUAUAUAGUAAACUAUUAAAUUGUAA
Molecule: messenger RNA, 8496 nt
Organism: Linum trigynum
Lineage: Eukaryota; Viridiplantae; Streptophyta; Magnoliopsida; Malpighiales; Linaceae
Source: the annotation of a GenBank genome assembly